AUGAUGGCGAGGCGCCUACACGCAUACCACUCGAAGAACGGCGAGGACAGCAUGGAAGCUCUGUCCGCCAAGCUCAGCGCAGAUCUUAGAGGCAACAUUCGGGCGCUGGGGGCGUUUCCUCUGCUCUCUGAUGAGUGGUGUAAAAUGGCGACCGCUCUAGGCAGGAUAGCUGAAAUAUCGGAGGCGGAGGAGAUGGCCUUACGCUACGUCCUGGAGGACGGGAAGCUCAACGUGUGUCUUCGGAACCUGUCUGAGUGGAGAAAAUUCCAUCGAAAUAGGCGUGACGGGGGGGGGCAGGCGGGCGAGGACGGACCGUUGGUGCUCGAAAGUUUGAACUCUUUCGAGAAGGGCAUGGGGACCGUUCUUCGGAACGCAUGGACCCACGUCGAGGCCCUCCAGACCACGGACAUCCCAUUGCUUGUGGAGUACGUUACCGGGGUGUAUAGGGACGCAGCAGACAACCCCGAUGCUGUCGAGGACAUGAGCUUGAGAGGAGACUUGGCGGGACGUCAGGAGAUAGUGUGCCUCAGCUACUUGCGAGGGCUGGUCUCGCGCCUGAGCGACCACGAGGAGGGCCGGGUCAUGCCACACCUCAGGGGAGCCGGAACCGUUUCCUGCCUGGCGGCAAUGCUGCACGCCAACCACCGGCACCUCGGUAUGGAAGCCGCGGCGGUAGGGGCGGAGGCUCUGGCGUUCGUGUGCGGCACCGAGGACUUCAUCACGUACCGGGAAGAGUAUAUCGACGAGGCGACGAGGGUCACGUUCGCGAGUCUCAAGGAAGAUUUCGUUGAGAAGCUGUGCGAAGAUUCCCAAGAGCGGAAAAUACUCAGGUUUGACCCCCCGUCGUUAAGCUUGGGCCGGGGAGAUGGAGCGCCGGGAGUGGCGGGGAGCGCGGGCGGGGGCGUUCUCUUUGCUGUUUCUUUCUAA
Molecule: messenger RNA, 927 nt
Organism: Ectocarpus siliculosus
Lineage: Eukaryota; Phaeophyceae; Ectocarpales; Ectocarpaceae
Source: the annotation of a GenBank genome assembly